AUCGAUAUAUUUAGUUAUACUCGUCUUCGGGAGUGUCAUCCCAAUUUUCGUUUGUUUUCAUUCUUGAAAUAUAUUUGUAGAGUCCUUCAAAAAGUUGUGGAAUGUUUGUGUGGGGCUAUUAAAAUUCUUAUAAUCAGAUGAACCUAACGGACGUACCAAUGCAGCCAUUCAUUGUAAUACGCAACUACCGCGAUGAUGAUGAGCUUAAAUGCCAAGAACUGGUGCGCGACUAUAUUAUGUCCUUCGUGAAGAAGUCCUUCUACUGCUUUUGUUUUAGAGAGAUAACUUUACAAUUCAUUGUAAUAACAUGGGCUAUACUCUUCAUUUUCAUUGGAGUGCCACUACAUUUUUGUGCAAUGACCAUUCCCGGCUGUAUAUUUUUUUUGUACUCUGGAACCUACUUUUCGUUUUACGCAAAAGCAGUUGAACUUAUGAAUACAAAACCGUCACAAAGUCUAGUAGCAGAGUGCUAUGAGCCAUUUAUAUUUCGUCUCAAACCACGAGAAGCGACAUUCCAAAUAUUUUUGGAGGAAUCUCCAUAUGAACAAUCAUAUAAAAACAAGUUUAGAAAAAAGAUUAUCGCUACCGUAAGCGUGAAAAAACACAAUUCACUCUACAACGCUGCUUGGAUGUAUCGUUUCGCUGUGGCGCCAGACUAUCCCUUUCACAAAGUCGCCGAACCAAUGCUCAACUUGGUGUCUAAAAAAUGUGUAGCAAAUGGAUGUAGUUCUUUAGAAUGCACAAUUUCCGAGUGGCAAGAAGAAGAACGCGACUUUUAUGACAACAUGGGUUUUGUCACGCGUCAGAUUUAUCAUAAGCAAAUAAUAGGAAGCAGUUUGACAGUAAUGAAAACACUUCUCACUCAUGAUCUUCGUGCUGACGAUGCUUCGCUACAUCCAAAAAUAGAAAUAAUAACAUAGCGACACUGCCGAUCAAAUAUACUGCACUGAACAAAACACAGAAGCCUUCCGAAGCAUUCCUUAUCCUAAUACUCACAGCAAAUGCGCACACUAUAGUCAAAUUAACUACGAAUACAUGUAUUUUUACAAUAAAACUCACACUCCAUUUUUACAAAUAGAAA
Messenger RNA from Anastrepha ludens (Mexican fruit fly), 1081 nucleotides. RefSeq lists its product as uncharacterized. The transcript has 5 exons. Gene Ontology annotation, molecular function: N-acetyltransferase activity. The record is from RefSeq and is a predicted model, not a curated record. The coding region runs from base 138 to 920 and encodes 260 amino acids. Lineage: Eukaryota; Metazoa; Arthropoda; Insecta; Diptera; Tephritidae.